Messenger RNA from Nothobranchius furzeri (turquoise killifish), 2242 nucleotides. RefSeq names its product tropomyosin 4a (gene tpm4a). Gene Ontology annotation, cellular component: actin filament. Gene Ontology annotation, biological process: actin filament organization; muscle contraction. Gene Ontology annotation, molecular function: actin filament binding. The record is from RefSeq and is a predicted model, not a curated record. NCBI's taxonomy places the organism in Eukaryota, Metazoa, Chordata, Actinopteri, Cyprinodontiformes, Nothobranchiidae.
UUUUCACUCUGCCGCUGAGCUCUCUCUGCUCCGCUCUGCUCAUCUCAUAACGGCUCCGCUCCUCCUCAAACCCCGGACCAAACCUGUUUCGCGCAUUCCUGAUCUGCCCAUGGUCCCUUCAGUCCUCCCGAGCAGAAGAAACGUCUGGACAACACCUGGACACUCCUGUAUUUAACUUUUUACACUUUUGCUGGACCUCUUUUACAUUCCAAAGAUUUAGGUCCAGGACGUACGUCGCGUAUCGUCUCCUAAAUCAGCGACCAAACUAGUUUUCUACCUUUGAUAAAACACCGUAGUAGGACGCAGUAGCGCACGCGUUUCUCCACAACUUAGAAGUAGUUUUUUUUCUUUUCCCUCCUGUAGUCUUAAAGUAACCAACCCGGGAACAAUGGCAGGUAUGAACUCUCUGGAUGCUGUGAAGAGGAAGAUCCAGAGUUUGCAGCAGCAGGCCGACGACGCGGAGGACCGAGCUCAGGUCCUACAGAAAGAGCUGGACAGUGAACGAGAGCUCCGAGAGAAAGCUGAGGGUGAUGUAGCAGCUCUUAACCGUAGGAUCCAGCUGGUAGAGGAGGAGUUGGACCGAGCCCAGGAGAGACUGGCCACAGCGCUGCAGAAACUGGAAGAGGCAGAGAAGGCUGCAGAUGAAAGCGAGAGAGGGAUGAAGGUGAUUGAGAACAGAGCAAUGAAGGACGAGGAGAAGAUGGAGAUUCAGGAGAUGCAGCUGAAGGAGGCCAAACAUAUCGCAGAAGAAGCUGACCGUAAAUAUGAGGAGGUGGCCCGGAAGCUGGUGAUCUUGGAGGGAGAGCUGGAAAGAGCUGAGGAGAGGGCCGAGCUCUCUGAAUGUAAAGCCAGCGACCUGGAGGAGGAGUUGAAAAAUGUGACCAACAACCUGAAGUCUUUAGAAGCCCAGGCUGAGAAGUACUCAGAAAAAGAGGACAAGUACGAGGAGGAGAUCAAAGUUCUGACUGACAAACUGAAGGAGGCUGAAACCCGAGCAGAGUUUGCAGAGAGAACAGUGGCCAAACUGGAAAAGACCAUUGAUGACCUGGAAGAAAAAUUAUCACAUGCCAAAGAGGAGAAUGUGGGCAUGCACAAAGUCCUGGACCAGACCCUGCAGGAACUGAACAGCUUAUAAACACACACACACACACUGAGAAGAUGAGAUGUCGUUAGCAUUCCAAUAAAUGUUCAACUCCAUUCCACAUUUACUCUCCACAUAAGAGGGAAUUGACUUGAUGCUUGAUCCUUGGGUGUUAUUUUUUCUUAUUUUUGAAGAGAUGAAAUCCUCUUAACUCAUCACCUUUCAUUUCCACUUGCCUUUGCACCCCCCCCCCUCCCCAAAUGAUCUUUGAUCACCUAAUAAUGAAAAAAAAAAAAAAAAACUAGCAACAAAUUUGUCCAAAAAAAGCCACGUAUUUGAUCAGUAAAUGACGAGAACUGGCUCAAUUUAUCAUGUUUACAUGUGCUUAAUAAAGUUCUUUUAUCUGACUUUAUUUUACAGGCUACAGGUGAUGCUGGGUUUCACUCAGGCCACGUUAAGUGUGGCUCUGACGUUCCAGAUUGUUGUGAUUAUGAAGUUACUCCCCUUUUUAUCUCCCUUCCUGUGAUGUACUUUUACAUCCAUAAGACAUUUCACUAAGCCUGGCCUGUUUUCAGCUGCAUCAUCCUGAUUAAUUUAAACUGCAGUGGCCAAAAGGAAAGGUUUCAGUGACAUACACUAUUAAGGCUCAUGCUGCUGAUGUACUUUAUACUUAUUUACACUCAACUUGAUUCUAAAGCCUCUCCAGCACAGCUUUGACCCGUCUGAGGCUGACAUGUGGAACAUUUAGUGCAUCAAACUGGAGUAUUUGUGGGAUUCUGACCUUUCAGUUUGCCACAGUUUACACAAUUCCAAAAAUGUAGCCAAUAUUUACUCCAAUUUAUUGUCAAACAUGAGUGAGUUUAGCCCCCAAACCACUGGAAGCUCAGUCAAGUCUUAUCAAUGGUGGAUUGUAUAUAGUAGAAAUAUGUUAGGUAAUAUGAUCACGUAUUUCUUGGGAGUUUUUCCUUUCUAUGUAGACCCAUUCUUUUUUCCAGGGGAAAUUUGAAAGCCAAAGAAAACACAUGAAACAGAAGAUGAAUCGUCGAAUGUUUUAUUAUUGUUUGUGAUGUUUAAGGUUUCUGCUCAUGUCUUGCCUCACAUUUGAUUGAGACUGUAUGUUAAGCCCCCCCCCCCAACACAAUAAAUAAAUGUUUUACAGAA